AUGUUGGAAGGCGGGGUGACCUCGCUUCAUACUUUGAAGUCGUUAGCAACUGUAUUCCCCGCUUCAGAGUCCAAAUUUGUAUGGGCCGUUGAGAACACUCUGGAUGUGGAUGGCAAUCUGCUCAAGGCCAAAAGAUCCGUCAGUAAUGAGCCUGAAGUUCUUGUGUCGCAGCUGGAAGCAAUUGCCAGGGCAAUGCCAGAGUAUUCAGAUUCUCGCGGCCUCGGAAGCAGCUCUUGGAAUCAAUUUGUUGGUUGCCUUCGGUCACCGCGCGUGCGUGUAGCUGAUCUGAAAGUAACUCAUCACAUAGAGGACAUAGAGGUGGUCCUAAAAGAGUUGGCUUCGAGACACAAGGGCACGGCCGAGCAGCUUCUUAAGAAGCUCUCCGAUUUGGCUUAUGUGCCUUGCCAGAGUGAUGGACCUACAACAUUGCUUUUCAGCCCAAAGCAUGCCGCCUGCUCAUCAGCCCAAGGCCCUCGCAAAUUGUUGCCGGCUUUUGGGGUUGUGCUGCCGCAGAUUCAACAGCUGGCUUGGGCAACAGGCACCCCAAAGUGGAUGCACGUUGAAGCUUUGGUGGACGCCAUCCCAUGCUUCGGCAUGGACUUGGCCAUUGCCCUUUGUGCAGAGCUGGCAGAACAGGCAGAUGUGGAAGGGUUUGCGCGUUCUCUCAGAAGGUUGAAGGUACCAACCAACAGCAAACAAUUUUUGCCAAUUGAACAUGUGUACAUCAACGAUGCGCAGUGGAAAGGAGCUGGUGACGUUCAGACGUUGGACGAUCGUAUCUCCCAUGACCAUGGGCAGAAGCUUGGAUGCAAAUCUGUCCGAGAAAGGUUGAAGAAAGAGUGCGAGGAUGGUACGGAAGAUGAGGAUGCUUUCGGACAAGAAGCAGAUUUGGUUGAUCAGGUGAAGCUUAUUCUGAAGGACUACAAUGACAAGAGCGAUGUGGUCACUGAGUUCGUGCAGAACACAGAUGACUUUGGUGCGACGGAGCUCACGUUUGUGCUAAGCGAUGAGAAGUUUGGCACAAAGCGGGUUGUGGAUUCACGCUGUGCAGCCUUGCAAGGGAACGCCAUCUACAUUUUGUCCAACAAAGAACUGCGCGAAGAGGAUAUCAAGCGCAUGCAGAGAGUGGGCAGAUCUGCAAAGAGCGUUGACUUUGCAAGCACUGGUAGAUUUGGCGUUGGCAUGAAUGUCUUCUACCGAUACAGAAAGUUGGAGGAGAUGUUUCCAGAUAGUGUCCAACCAUUCCACUCCUACAUAGAUGACUAUCCGGUAGUGUUCCGCUUACCUUUGCGCACUAGAAAGUCUGAGCUGGGCGAGAAGGUGGAGUUGGCCUCAGUGGAGAACGACUUGCGCGCUGUCUCUGCCAAUGCGUUUUCAAUGUUGCUUUUUGCCAAGUCUCUUCAAAAGCUUCGUUUUCAAGGCCCACGAGGUGUCGUGACAGAGCACACCGCAGUCAUGACGACCAAGUCGAACGUCAACAGCAUCAAGAGUUCUUCGCGUCUCUACCAGAUGGGCUCA
Molecule: messenger RNA, 1518 nt
Organism: Durusdinium trenchii
Lineage: Eukaryota; Dinophyceae; Suessiales; Symbiodiniaceae
Source: the annotation of a GenBank genome assembly